CCGUGGCACCGCCAUCGCCGCGCCAGCCGUUGCGACACCACCGCGGCUGUAGAAGCCCUCGGACGCGGCCAAGCCCAGGGAAGGGGGCCGGGCUGGCAUUACCAUCUCCAUUACACCUGCGCCGCCCGACGAAUACUCCCGGAGGGACAGCAGAGCGAGCUGACAUCUAGCCAUGGCCAAAGACUUAAAGAACUUGGUGGGCGCGGGAAGCGCCCGGGAGCUGCAAGAGAAGCUGGAGAGCUGGCAGCAGAACUACGAGGGGAAUUCUCCUGAUGAAAAUCUGAGCCAAUGCCGUGAAAUAUUAGAACUGAACUCUGCAAUUCAAAAGCAGCUCUGCUCCAUUUUUAAUGAAACAUCUCAAGGAGAUGAAUGUGCAGCAAAAAUAAAAAGCUGUAUCUUGCCGAGUGUAUGCUGUGCUACUUCAGGAAGUGACAACCUUACUCAGGAUUCAGCUGAAGGAGAGCUACAGCUGAGAGAUUUGGCCUGCAAACCAAAAUGUGAACUGCAAGACCUGGAGGACAAACUAAGUGAAACCCGUGCACAGAUCAACCAGAUGGAACGAGAUCUGAAGUCUUCCCGUGCUGAACCCUGCAGCUUAAGGAGAUUACAGCAACUGGACGAGUACGAGCAGAAGAUUGAAAACUUGCGGGAUGAGAUUGCUAUGCUGGAUUGCAAAAAGUCUGUUAUCCAGAGCAGGCUUGCGCAGACCUGCUCUCCACCGCCCUGUGUCCGUCCUCCCAAGUGCCGCGCCCUUUGCGCGAGGCCCUGUUCACCUCCCCGGCUCAGGCGGGGCAGCGCUUCACACCGCGCCUGCCUCAUAGCUCGCUAUAACUUCAUUUAUGCGAAAGAACGCCUGGAGGCAGAGACUGCUUUGAGGCGAUACAUCUGUGACUUGGAGACGGUGCAGAGGAUAAUAUAUGUUGCAGCUGUGGAGUCUUUCCGUGCGGCAAAGAUGUCCUUCUGGAAGGUCAAAAUAAAUGUAAAAGACACUUUGUCUAUAUGUCACAGAGGGGGACCUUCAUCACUUGAAGUUGCUGUCCUGGAUUAUAUAGCUUGCCACAAGGAUCUGUAUGACGUUUGUACCAGUGUCCAUGAAGUAGUUUGCUCCCUGAACAGGAACCCAAAGCUUCCAUGUCCAGGAGAAGUUGAUUUCGUUGUGAUCAGCAAUUUGAUUCGAGAGUUGUGCUGUUUGGCUUAUUCAAUGCAGACACUCAUUCCUCCUCUUGAUAUUUCCUUUGGUAUUGAUGGAGAAUGCUUCAAUAGAAACAUGUACUAUCGUAGCUUUGACUCAGAUUUCACAGCUCCCUUUGUGGCCUAUCACGUCUGGCCUGCUCUGAUAGAAGAUGGCACUGUAAUUGUGAAGGGAGAGGUAGUCACUAAAAAAAUGGUUAUGUGUCCUCGCAGAUGCAGAAUUAGAAGCAGAAGCUGCAGCUGUGGCCGUCCUCUGCUGUGUGGUCAAGUGGCUCGAAGCCGCAGUCUUUCAACAGUGAGGGUCAAAAGGCGCUGCUAACUGAACAUCUUCCUGCAGUGCAACACAACUGGAUUCGACAAUUUUGCUCUUCAGAAAUACC
Motacilla alba alba is the source of this 1571-nucleotide messenger RNA. RefSeq names its product spermatogenesis associated 18 (gene SPATA18). The transcript is spliced from 13 exons. Gene Ontology annotation, cellular component: mitochondrial outer membrane. Gene Ontology annotation, biological process: mitochondrial protein catabolic process; mitophagy by internal vacuole formation. The coding region runs from base 173 to 1510 and encodes 445 amino acids. Lineage: Eukaryota; Metazoa; Chordata; Aves; Passeriformes; Motacillidae. The record is from RefSeq and is a predicted model, not a curated record.